This is a messenger RNA of Paraglomus brasilianum, 327 nucleotides long. NCBI's taxonomy places the organism in Eukaryota, Fungi, Glomeromycota, Glomeromycetes, Paraglomerales, Paraglomeraceae. The record is from the annotation of a GenBank genome assembly.
AUGAGUUUGGCGCCGCGAUAUGAUGUGAAGUACAAUAUCAGAGACAGAGCAAGGAUGUUGAGGGAUGAUCACCGACUAGGAGAGAGAAGGAUUGAGAUGAGAAAGGGUCAUGUAAGUACACUUUUGCCCGGAUACGAACCGAUGCCCGACUGGCCUACCAAAAAGCCCGAUCCGUCUCGUCUGUCAGGAACACAACGCCCUUUAUUGAUUCAUAUGAUCGAAUGUAAGGCUUUAGAUAAUUUCUACGAUUCUACUAAGAGCGAAGAGGAAACUGAAAAAAAGACUGAGGGGGAUAACGAAAAAGAGAGCGAAGAGGCUAGAGGGUAA